UCUCUCUAUUUGACCCUAUAAAUCUGAAGUUUCCUAGUGAUAUUAGUAACUUUCUUUGAUCUUCUUUUUCCUUGCUUCUUUGGGGUUGAGUACUCCUGAUAAUCUUGAUUAUCGAUGGCCUCCUUCAUUGAGGGUUUGGCCAAAAGGUUUGUCACUGAUGGCAUGAAAGGGUUGGCAGCAGAGGUAUUUUCACAUUAUCAGUAUUAAGUUUUGUGCUCAAGUUUCAUAAUCUAACUCUAGUUUCUAUUAACCAAAAAAAAAAAAAAAACUCCAGUUUCUAUUGCCACAAACAGAAGCUGGAACACCAAUCUGCUCCUGAUAUUAAAUUGAACUCUGUUGCUCCACUUCCAUUGGAUGACAAAACUUCACACAAUUUGUAUCCAAAUAUAAGAAUGGAGGGAGCCAUUGGAACGCAAGUGAAUCAUGUUUGUGUUCCUAGUGCUCCUCCAUUGUUCCCCCACUCUACAUUCGUCAUGAAUAGAAAUAUUUUGGAGCAAAAUCCAAGUCCUGGUGCACAUGAAACAACUCACAGAUUAAGUAACACUGCUAACUUAAACACGUGUGUUUUGAAAGAAACCGAUACAAGUGUCUGUUCAGGCAGCACUACAGUAAUCGAGACAAAUGAAAUUUCCCCGUCACCCGAAUUUCCAGUCAGGACUCAUACUGGUAUGGAAGUGAAUGCACAUGUGGUUCCUUCUCUGAUUCAGCUCUCUGUAUGUAAUGCAAGAGAGCUAGGUACAUGGGGUGCUGCAAUUUCUUAUGAAGCAGGUGUUAGGGUCUGCCUUCAUGCAUGGGCGAACAAUUAUUCCUCUGAAGUUCAAUGUUUCCUUGAGAAUGAAUGUGCACUGUUGCGUUACACAUUUGGCCUACAGAAUGUGUUACUACAAUCAGAAGCUGAACUUUUGGCCAAAGGAUCUUCAAAGCUCUCAAGUGAAGCAGCAGCUCAAAAUCCUGUGAAAACUUCUGGAAAAAUAAAAUUGCAAGUUCGCAAAGUAAUGAUGAUUUUGGAUGAAUCACCUUCCAGCUGCAGUUUAUCAUCUCUAAAACAGCCAAAGAUUAACAAAGACGCAAUAUGUAGACGUGUCUCCAAAUCAAAUUCCAGUUUCUUUCCCUGGUUAAAAUAUGUAUGGAAGAAGUAUUUACCACCCCAUGCCCCAAAAGGUACCUUCCGUCAGAGUUUGGAUCAUGUGAAGACUAGAGCUAAACAUAUCGAAAAGGUACCCCGGCUCCUUAAAGCUGCAACAAGUACUUUGUGCAAUCCAUCUUCAUCAUCACAAGAAACGUAUUCUUGCUUCUUGAGAUUGAGAAGUUCAACUGAAGAGGAUGCAAUUCGAAUGCAACCAGGAUCUGGCGAAGCUCAUUUCUUUUUUCCAGAUAGCCUUGGUGAUGAUUUAAUCAUAGCAGUCCAAGAUUCCAAAGGACAGCAUUGUGGUCAUGCCCGAGCUCAAGUAUCUGCUAUUGCUGAUAAGCCUGAUGACAAGUUACGAUGGUGGCCUUUAUAUACCGAUCUAGAGCUUGAACCUGUUGGUAAAAUUCAGUUAUGCAUGGAGUAUUCCACGAAUCCGGAUGAAAAUCAUCAUCUUAAGUCUGGUUCCAUUGCAGAAACUGUGGCGUAUGACUAUGUCUUCGUAGCUGCAGUCAAAUUUCAAGAUUUUCAGCAAAGAAGCUUCUUGAUAGAUGGCCCUUGGAAAUGGUUACUAACUGAAUUUGCAUCUUACUUUGGAAUAUCAGAGGCAUACACAAAAUUAAGACACCUUUCCUACGUUAUGGAUGUGGCAACACCAACCAAAGACUGUCUGACCAUAGUACAUGAUAUGCUAUCGGAUAUAUUUUCGAUGAAGGGAAAGAGCACAAAUCAGCUUAGUCCAUUGGAGAAUCACAUGCUGGUGAAGAUUUUGGAUCAAGUAAACCAGACUCUUGCUUUGGUUUUUGAGAAUUACAAGUCACUUGAAGAAGAUUCGCCCUCAGGGAUGACAAAUGUUUUUAAACCUGCCAGUGGAUUGGUGCCACCAUCUUUGGUACCUGCAAUCCAGCUAUACUCCCUUCUGCAUGAUGUGUUGAGUCCUGAAGCGCAAAUGAAGCUCUGUAGAUAUUUUCGGGUUGCUGCAAAGAAGAGGUUAAGAGGGCACUUCGUGGAGACAGAUAACCUUUUUCUAAGUAGUAAUGAGGGAAUACACAAGGAUCCCAUCACUUCUUAUCAGAAGAUGAAUUCUCUGAUCUCAAGCAUCAGGAAUGAAAUUCUCACUGACAUAAGCAUCCAGAACCAGAACAUCCUCCCAUGUUUUGUAGACCUACCAAAUAUUUCUUCAUCCAUAUACAACGUUGAGCUCUGCAGUAGAUUGUGUGCUUUCCUUGUUGCAUGUCCUCCUCCAGGCCUAUCACCUCCAGUUGCAGAACUUAUUAUUGCAACAGCUGAAUUCCAGAGAGAUCUUUCCUUGUGGAACAUCACUCCUGUAGUUGGUGGAGUUGAUGCUAAAGAUUUGUUUCACUCGCAUAUAGUUUCCUGGAUUCGAGACAAGCAUCGUACUUUGCUUGACAGGUGCCAACUAGAUAAAAUAUAUUACUAUUUACAGAAUCGCACAAGUGAAAACUGGUCUGAUAAAGAAACAAAGAAUGAGACAAAUCCCUUUAUUCAUGUCAUUUAUAACCAGCUGAUGGAAACCCUAAAUGAAUAUGAGAUCAUCAGUUCUCACUUGCCGAUGUAUGCACCUGCUUUGGAGAAUGCUGUUGCAGAUGUUGAGAUGGCAGUUGCUAAAACUAUGGAAGAAUGCUAUUCUAAUGUUUUAUCACCAUUGAAGGACAAUCUGAGCAACAAAGUACUAGGCAACAAGUAUGUCAAAAUAUUAUCCAAUCAAACCAUUGAGACUUAUUCUGUCCUAGCUGAGGUAGGAAUUGUUUUCAACUCCAUGAAGUGCAUGCUAGAUGUCAUGUGGCCCAACAUAGAAGCAAAGUUCCAGUCUUGGCUUCCUUGCAUCGAUGAUGAUGGAUACACCAGGGGAGAACAUCUCAAUGAUGUAAUUGUACUUCUGAGAACAAAAUACAGAAAUUACCGACGGGUAAUUGUGGAGAAGCUUGCAAAAAAUGCUAGAGUCCAGGCAGCAACAAAGUUGAAGAACAUUAUGCGAGACUCAAAGGACGUGGAAUCAGAGGUUCGAAGUAGAAUGCAACCUCUAGAGGAUCUUUUGCGGAAGGAAAUAGAUAAUCUCAGUACUGUCGCCAAUCCUACUGUGUGUGCAGAACUCUGCCACGAAUUUUGGGACAGGACAGGACAGGAUGUCCUGCGUCUCUUGGAAUAUAGGAAGAGCAGACCCUAUUACAAAGGCCUUCGUGUUGCAAUUUCGGCAAGUUUUUGUUGGGGAUUUUCAAUUGGAAGUGUAGCCGAGUUGUGCGCUACCGCUAUUAACAUUGUUUUCCUCUUGAGUUUACUGGGCCACGACAUGGUGAAAAAUGAGGAGGUUGAGGAUGCCCAACAGGAGGUUCAGGAGAUCCGGGAGGAUUCUCCGGUAGCUCAGGAAGAGGAUGCGGCUCCUCCUCCUAUGGGGUUUGAGGAAGCACUGAAAUGCAUCUGGUCCGAGGCUGAUGCAAAGACAAAGCUCUCCAAAGAUGAUGUAACUAAGAUGUGCAAAAUGGUGCCUACAUUUAGGGUAAUAAUAUUGUGGCUUGAUAUGUUGGAGCUGGAUCCAAACUAUUAUGGAGAUGAUCUUGAUGAGCUAUUCAUGUAUGAAGAUCAAAUUGCUGAUUGGAGUCAAAGCAAACUCAAUGUGAUCAUAGAAGAGCUUCCAGAUUCUCCAAAAAGGCCAAAGAGUAGUGUGAAGAUUGUGGAACUCCCUGAAUCGCCCAAGAAAAAGGCUCUUCUAGGUAUUAAAAUUUCGGAGCCAUUAGGUGAAGUGCCUACUCAAGGUAGCUCAGCUCCUACGUUAAAGGAUAUUGGUAAGGGUAAGAGAAAAAUGGAGGUAGAUGAGUAUGAUCUUGAUGAUGAUGAUAAAUAUUUUGAAGACAAUGGUCCUUAUGAUGGUGAAUCUGAUGUGGACUAUAACCCAACAAAAGGUGAUGAUGAGGGCGAUGAGAAUGCCACACCUGAAACAACGGGAGUUACCACUAAUCUUGGAACUAAGGGAGAUGGUUUGGUUGAGGAUGAUGAGAAUAUAUUUGGGGCUGUGGAUUUUGAUGAGGAAUCAAUAGGAUUUGAAUGUCAUUCUAAUGGCAAGGGUGGUAUUGUGUACCCAGAAUUUAACCCUAAAGUGGACAUGGAGAAGCCAAGGUUUCGUGUGAAAAUGUUGUUUGCUACCGUGCAAUUACUAAGAGAUGUUGUGGUUGAGCAAGCAAUUAAGCAAGAUGCAGCACUGUAA
Molecule: messenger RNA, 4349 nt
Organism: Argentina anserina (silverweed cinquefoil)
Lineage: Eukaryota; Viridiplantae; Streptophyta; Magnoliopsida; Rosales; Rosaceae
Exons: 22
Coding region: 393-4349 (1318 amino acids)
Source: RefSeq, a predicted model, not a curated record